CAUUGAUAAGAAGAGGUAUUAAAGCUACCUUCGAAGGCGCCGAAUCUACAUAUUGCAUCCCACCCUAAAGCACCCCAGGCAGCAUUUUCCAGCGUCUGAAUUCCCUUCCAUCAUGGCACCCGCAUUCAAUCUCGUCUCUCCAGUCAACGACAAGCUUGACUGGGUCUUCCUCGUCGACGGAAAGGUGUACCAGAGCGAGGAGAAGCCCGCAGGUGUUGCGACGCCAAUCGUUACACAGGACAGUCCUGAGCAGAACAUCACGAUGGGCAAGUUCGAGAUGUCCUCGCAAGAUCUGGCUAUGAAGGCUCUUGAUGCAGCGGAGAAGACGUACAAUUUUGGACGAGGCGAGUGGUCUAGCAUGGCCACCGAGAAGCGAUGCGAACAUAUGGCAAAGUUUGCUGAGGCUCUUGAGGCGCGGGUAGAUGAGAUAGCCGAUCUGCUCAUUUGGGAAAUUGGCAAGACAGCGAAAGACGCGAAGGACGAAGUCGUCCGCACCGUAGCGUUCAUCCGCGCCACCAUCGACGAGGCCAAAGCGCUAGCCGACUCCGAGAGCAAGUGGCAGGAGAAGAAGGGCAUCUUGUGCCAGAUCCGACACCUGCCGUACGGAACCGUUCUCGCGUCAUCGCCAUUCAACUACCCGCUUACCGAGGCUUAUACUACAUCCAUUCCCGCUCUACUCAUGGGUAACUCAGUCAUCGUCCGUGCGCCACGAAAUGGAGCAACGCCUCACUUUCCGACACUGGGUCUCUUCGCCGAGCAUUUCCCAGCUGGGACCAUUCAGUUUCUCGCAGGGUCGGGCCGAGAGGUCAUGGGUGCUCUCAUCCAGACGGGCCACAUUGACGGCGUCGCAUUCAUCGGAACCGCCAGUAGUGCUGCCGGCCUUUUCAAAGGCGCACCGAAUCCUCAGAAGCUGCACAUCAUGUACAAGGGCGAAGCCAAGGACACCGCUAUCAUCCUCCCCGAUGCCGAUCUGGAAGUCGCCGUCAGCAGGUGCGCGUCCGGCAUGACAUCCUUCAACGGCCAGCGCUGCACCGCCAUCAAGAUGAUCUGGGUCCACGACUCGCUCGCCGAGAAUUUCACCAAGCAGCUGGCGGAGAGCAUCGACGCGCUGAAACUCGGCAUGCCUUGGGAAGGCGGCGUCAAGAUCACUCCGCUGUGCGAAGACACAAAGCCGUCUUACAUCAAGGAGCUCAUCGAGGACGCCGUCAGCAAGGGCGCGCACAUCGUCAACAACGGCGGGAAGUGCUACAAGUCGCUGUGCACGCACACCAUCGUCGGCCCCGUUACCGAGGACAUGAGGAUCUGGCACGAGGAGCAGUUCGGGCCGCCGACGCCCAGCGAGUAUGGCUUGCAGAGCGCUGUCUUCGGGUACGACGAGAAGCUGCUCGGGCAGGUGGUUGACGCGUUGUCGCCCAACGUUGGCAGGCUCAACAUCAAUGGGCCGGAUCAGCGCGGCCCCGAUGUGUUCCCGUUCACUGGGCGCGGGAACAGUGCGCUUGGUAUCCUCAACGCUCCGGAGGGCUUGAAGCACUUCUCUAUCCCGACUAUGAUUGCGACGAAGUCGGACGACGAGAGGAACGCGCAGACAACGAAGAAGUUGAAUGCGGGCAGUUCUUGUUCUGUAGUCUAUGGUGCGGAGUAAUAUGUGGCGAGGUGGCAGCGAGUCCUCGACCAACAUCGAUUAGAGGAUAUCCCUGGAAGGCGCAACGGUUGCGCGAG
This is a messenger RNA of Trematosphaeria pertusa, 1719 nucleotides long. Its product is annotated as aldehyde dehydrogenase. The transcript is spliced from 4 exons. NCBI's taxonomy places the organism in Eukaryota, Fungi, Ascomycota, Dothideomycetes, Pleosporales, Trematosphaeriaceae. The record is from RefSeq and is a predicted model, not a curated record. Gene Ontology annotation, molecular function: lactaldehyde dehydrogenase (NAD+) activity. Bases 113 to 1642 code for a protein of 509 amino acids.